AUGGUGGUGGCUCAUUGGUUACCACAUCAGCCUGGCAGCACUGAGGUCUCCGGUCUGAAUCCAGGACAUUAUCUGCAUGGAGUUUGCAUGUUCUCCAUGUGGUUGUGUGCAUUUUCCUCCGGGUACCCUGAUUUCCUCCAGUACUCCAAAGACUUGCCGUUUUUUACAUUUUUUCCAAAACAAAUGUACACAGAAGAUAAUAACAGAGUAUCAGUAUCAAAGCAAGGUGAAAAAGGUCUUUGCUGUUUCACUGGAGUGCUGGCACAGACAGAGAUUCGAAGUGUAUCUGAGGAAAACGUGACCCUGCCGUGUCAACACAGAUUGGGAUUGGUGGGGAAAAACUUGGACAUUGAGUGGCUGUCGAAUGCUUCGGACCACAGCCAAAAAGUGAUCCUCAGUUACAGUGGAGGACAAGUCUACGAGAAUGAAGAACUGAAGGGCCGUUACAGCUUUAUUUCCAACUACUUAGCUGGAGAUGCUGCCAUAUUUAUCAGAUCCCUGGAGCCUAGUGAUGCCGGACUGUACACCUGCAAAGUAAAAAAUGCUGGCCAGUAUGAAUGGAGCUAUAUCAGACUGAGGAUUCUAGUGAAACCUUCAGAGCCUGACUGUUGGGUUGAAGGGGAACAGAUCGUAGGAAGAAAUAUCACUUUGCAUUGCAAUGCAUCGCUUGGGACCCCACCCAUGGCCUAUGGGUGGAAACGGAUAAAGCAAAAGGGUGAUAUUGAAGUGGCCUUACCAAGUAGUGCCCGCUUUGAUUCGGCCCAGCGACUAGUGCUGAAAAAUCUGAGUGUAGCAGACAAUGGCUCUUACCGUUGUGCUGUGAGCAAUGAAGUCGGAAGACGGAUAUGUAAUAUAAAUUUGACAGUACAAUCUCCUACUAAUGUGGCUUUUCUGGCCGGAACCGUUUGUGGAACUGUGGGUGGUGUGUUUGUCCUGUUUUUUAUCUGCUGGAUGGUUUUACGGAAGAAAGAGCUCAAGAAAAGGGAAGAAGACGAAUUUCUUAAUGAAAUUAGGGAGGAUGCUGAAGCCCCUAAAGCUCGGCUGAUGAAACCUGAAUCAAGCACCUCAGGCUCCAGAAGCUCACGCUCAGGUUCUUCAUCCACUCGUUCCACAACCAACAGUGCCUCUCGUAGCCAACGAACUCUCUCAACACAGGAAACUCCUCGCAGAGAGUUAAGACAUCACUGCCUGGAGCAGAUAUAGCAAGAAAGGCGCAGCAGACAUAAAAUGAGACAUGGAAUCUUUAAAAGAAUGUAUUUGUCAGAUGACACAAGAAAAUGAACAGCGGGCCACCUGUAAGGCUAAGGACUACAAGGAUGUCUGGGUUACAUGUACAUCUUUUAGGCCACAUCUUUGUUUUAUUUGAUUUACUGCAUCACCAGUAGAGAAUUUGCACCUUUUUUUCAGAAAACAGAAU
Nanorana parkeri is the source of this 1417-nucleotide messenger RNA. RefSeq names its product CXADR like membrane protein (gene CLMP). The record is from RefSeq and is a predicted model, not a curated record. Lineage: Eukaryota; Metazoa; Chordata; Amphibia; Anura; Dicroglossidae. Gene Ontology annotation, cellular component: membrane; cell surface; cytoplasmic microtubule. The coding region runs from base 1 to 1203 and encodes 400 amino acids. The transcript is spliced from 8 exons.